Cajanus cajan (pigeon pea) is the source of this 1256-nucleotide messenger RNA. It is a transcript of the gene WRKY11, whose product is annotated as WRKY DNA-binding protein 11. Gene Ontology annotation, molecular function: sequence-specific DNA binding; DNA-binding transcription factor activity. The record is from RefSeq and is a predicted model, not a curated record. NCBI's taxonomy places the organism in Eukaryota, Viridiplantae, Streptophyta, Magnoliopsida, Fabales, Fabaceae. Gene Ontology annotation, biological process: regulation of DNA-templated transcription.
UAUAUCCCCACCCCCUAACCCUUCCACCCUUCCAAACCCACUCCCCCCUUCACAUGGCACUUUGAGGCAUCAUCUCCCCUUCCCUUCCCUUCCCUCCCCCAAACCCUAAUCUCCCUCCCAAAAUGGCCGUCGAACUCAUCUCAGGCUUCCCCAAGCUGGACGAACAAACGGCCAUCCAAGAGGCCGCAUCGGAAGGCCUCAAGGGCAUGGAGCACCUGAUCCGCGCCCUCUCCCACCAACCCACCCACCUCAACACCCACCUCACCGACGUAACCGUCUCCAAGUUCAAGAAACUCAUCUCCCUCCUAAACCGGACCGGUCACGCCCGGUUCAGGCGCGCCCCGGUCCAACCCGCCCCCUCGCCGCUCCACCUCCCUCCCCCGCCCCCUCCGCCGCCGCACUUCGCGCCUCCCCCGCCGCCCGCCAGCGUCACGCUCGACUUCACCAAGCCGCACGCCCUCGCCACCACCGCCGCCAAGCCCGUCGAGCUCGAAUUCUCCAAGGACACCUUCAGCGUCUCCUCCAACUCCUCCUUCAUGUCCUCCGCCAUCACCGGCGACGCCAGCGUCUCCAACGGCAAGCAUCCGCCGUCGAUCUUCCUGGCGCCGCCGCCUCCUCCUCCGAACUCCGCCGGAAAACCGCCGCCGUUCAAGAAGCGGUGCCACGACCACCGCGAACACUCCGACGACGUCUCCGCCUCCGGCAGCAAGUGCCACUGCGUCAAGCGAAGGAAAAAUAGGGUGAAGAAAACGGUGAGGGUGCCGGCGAUAAGUUCAAAAAUCGCCGAUAUACCGCCGGAUGAGUACUCGUGGCGGAAGUACGGUCAGAAACCGAUCAAGGGGUCGCCGUACCCACGGGGCUAUUACAAGUGCAGCACGGUGAGAGGGUGUCCAGCGAGGAAACACGUGGAGCGCGCACCAGACGAUCCGGCGAUGCUGAUUGUGACGUACGAGGGGGAGCACAGGCACGCGGUUCAGGCCGCGAUGCAGGAGAACGCAGCCGGGGUGGUGGGUUUGGUGUUCGAGUCAACGUAGAAGGUGGAAUAAAGAAAUAAUAAUAGAUUAAAAAAAAAAUGGAAAGUGGAGGACUUUUUUUUUUAAAUGAUUAUUUUUGGAAAGUGUAGUGGGAACCGUGGUUGCGUUGUAAAUUUGUUUUAUUAUUAUUAUUAUUAUUAUAAUAUAUUAGUGUCAUAGAGAGGUGAAAAUUGGAAUCUUAAAGUUGUUUAUUCUAUCUCCUUGCCAAAGUCUUGCAAGUUA